GUUGCUAGCUAUGGCAAAUGGUGGCGGCGGCGGCGGCGGCAGCAGCAGCGGCGACGGCGGCGGCGGCGGAGGCAGCAGUCUUAGAAUGAGUAGCAAUAUCCACGCGAACCAUCUCAGCCUAGACGCGUCCUCCUCCUCCUCUUCCUCCUCCUCUUCUUCUUCUUCCUCCUCCUCCUCCUCUUCCUCCUCGUCCUCGGUCCACGAGCCCAAGAUGGAUGCGCUCAUCAUCCCAGUGACCAUGGAGGUGCCUUGCGACAGCCGGGGCCAACGCAUGUGGUGGGCUUUCCUGGCCUCUUCCAUGGUGACUUUCUUCGGGGGCCUCUUCAUCAUCUUGCUCUGGCGGACGCUCAAGUACCUGUGGACCGUCUGCUGCCACUGCGGGGGCAAGACGAAGGUAACGCGCGUCCCGGGCGCCCGCCCCCUGCGCCAGCCCCGCCGCCUCGCGGCGUCCCCGGCAGCCCACCGCCUCGCCGCGCCGCGCCGCGCCUCCCUGCAUCCCCGCCCGCCCGCCUCCCCUCCGCUCUCCCCGCGCCCUCGGGGCAGAGCAGAGGGCGGCGCGCCGGGGCUGAGGAGUUGCCCCCGGUCGGCGAGCCCCGGGACCCGGACGCCCAGUGCCGGCCUCCUGUUUAUCGCGGGUGCUUAG
Molecule: messenger RNA, 643 nt
Organism: Erinaceus europaeus (western European hedgehog)
Lineage: Eukaryota; Metazoa; Chordata; Mammalia; Eulipotyphla; Erinaceidae
Product: calcium-activated potassium channel subunit alpha-1-like
Exons: 1
Coding region: 11-643 (210 amino acids)
Source: RefSeq, a predicted model, not a curated record